AUGUCUUCCCGAUCGUCGUCUACUUCGGAGUGUUCCAUCCAUGACGAAGAUACACGAUUUUUCUGCUUCACGUGCAACAGACGAAUCUGUGAUGAAUGCAUCGGUGGUGAUUGUAGAAAUCACAACUUCGGCAAGGCUAGAAACCUCAUAGAAGAGAGAAGAACAUCGACGUCACUGAAACUAAAGCAGUUCCAGAAAGACUCUUAUCCAAUAUUCGCAAAAGAUAUAGAAAAGAUGGCGGCUGAAAGCGAACUGAUACAGGAAGAAAUAGAUAAUGUGAAGAAACGUGUCGAGCAUCUCAAAGAGACAGUAGACAAGAUAGCCAGCGAAAUAGUACAGGAAUUAAACUGUUCAAAACAAGAAAUUGAUAACGUUCUACAAAGUGAGAAAGAAGCUGUGAAAGAAAUUGAAGCAUUUGUUGACAAGUCUUUGUCGUCUGUUUCUUCACUAGAGGAAACGGAAAUAGAUUGUAUUGAGAAGCGAUUACAGGAAUUGCAAUCACGGCAAACAAAGUCACGAGAACAAGCCGGAAUACCAAAAUUUGUUCCGUCACCUUCGAAAGACAUCUUCACUGCAUUAAAACCACUGUUUGGAGAAAUAAAUUAUGAAAUAUACGAGAAAAUCGAGGAGCCUGUUCAACCUGACGACGAGGGAGAGUAUUUAGUUCCUGUUUCCCCUGCUCCCGAAAUUCCUCCCAAAACAAUCGUCACGUCAAUAUCUUCUUUAUCACUGAAAUUCAGUCCAGAAUUUUUGGCUGUAGCAAAUGAAUGUCUUUUCAUGGCAUCAGGAAUGGAAAUCUACGAAGUCAAAAGUAAUGAUAAAAUUGCUCAGAUAAAAGCUGAUAUCAGUUUUGAGAUAAACGGAUUCAUUGUUAAGUCUUCAAAAGAAAUACUUAUUUCUUCUAUGCAGAAAACUGGAAUAUUUAAACUGCAACAGAAACAGAGACUUCCUCUAAUUCCAAAAGAUAGACAUCUAACCUCUUUUUUAUUUGUCGAUCCAUUUCCGUAUCAACCGACGUGUAUGAGUUUAUGUCAAUCUGAAAAAGAAAUUCUGGUAGCUUUGCAGUCAAACGCUCAACAAGCUGUGUCCGUACAUCUUCAGAAAUAUCCCCUAUAUGAGGAUAAAGAGUUCAAAUUUGAAAACAUUCCCAUCUCUACUAACUUGAGCUUUACCAAAAUCACAGGAGUUUUGGAGUCUGCUAGAGGAUAUUUUUGCCUUAUAAAUGAAACUACUGUAUGCACAUCUCACGUUGUUUGUGUGGAUAGUACUGGAGAGCCUCGUUUUCGCUAUCCCGCAGACGAUAAGCUCAAGAGAUAUUUCGUGGGUAUAUGCAUGUUAAAAAGUGGAAUUAUUGUUCUUGCAGACUCCUGUGUUAUGUCUGGUAUUCAUCUAAUAGACGAAGAUGGCAAAUUGAUAUUGAUGAAAAGGAUGAACUCAAAACCAACUUGCUUGGCAACAGAUGGGAGGUUUAUCUGGAUAGGAUGUAAUAAUAACAAAGUGGAAAAGUUAUCCGUGUCAUCUCUAAAUGCUCAUUCAAAUCUUACAUAG
Saccostrea echinata is the source of this 1548-nucleotide messenger RNA. RefSeq lists its product as uncharacterized. The transcript has a single exon. NCBI's taxonomy places the organism in Eukaryota, Metazoa, Mollusca, Bivalvia, Ostreida, Ostreidae. Gene Ontology annotation, molecular function: zinc ion binding. The record is from RefSeq and is a predicted model, not a curated record. The coding region runs from base 1 to 1548 and encodes 515 amino acids.